Molecule: messenger RNA, 438 nt
Organism: Macadamia integrifolia
Lineage: Eukaryota; Viridiplantae; Streptophyta; Magnoliopsida; Proteales; Proteaceae
Product: SEED MATURATION PROTEIN 1
Exons: 1
Coding region: 31-315 (94 amino acids)
Biological process (GO): seed dormancy process
Source: RefSeq, a predicted model, not a curated record
AGAGAGAGAGAGAGAGAGAGAGAGAGAGAGAUGGCAGAGAGCAAGGAAGACGUGAAGUAUGGAACAGCUCAGGCGAAACUAUCACCCGAGGAGACACUAAGGGUGGCAUACAAGUCUGGCACUCCACUUGAAGGGGGAAUGAUCUCUCGGUCGGAACCGGUCGAUCUCUUCUCCGGUGCUCACAAUAUUUCUGAAGCAAAUUCCGGCGAGUCUGGACGUGAUUCUUCCACUAAACAACAGCUGCACCACACGGGCGGUGGGGAUGAAAAAGAUUCAGAGCGUGGCCGUGCCCCUACCACGGCCCCUGCCGGUUGAGUUAUUCUACAUAGAGAGUACUCUAAGCUUCAGUUGAUAAGAAUAUUAUGUAGUUGGUGUAGUUUUCUUGUUGCUUUGUUUUUUGAUUUGUCACAAUAAAUGGAUGGUUUGGAUCUGAACUUA